CGUCAAAAAAAUUCUCAAUAAAAAAUAACCAAAUCACUGUUUCAGGAAGGAUCUCCAAGAAAUGAAGAGGACGAAUGCGGGACAAGAGAGCCGCCGGCUAAACAAGCGGCGCCUUCCAGAUUCCAGCGCCACUGCCUUUGCUAUUAUUCUCGCAGCUAUUUCCAAAGGUAAUAACUACGGAGGGGAAGAUUUAGCUCUCAUUCAACGAUGCUUAACGAAAUUGCAUCGGUCUCUUUCGCAAAGUCUCUCCACACCUAUCCUGUCCCUGCUUCCCGUCCUUAUCAGCUCCAAAAGUGACGAAGUUGCUUGCAAAAGCAUAGAGAUUGUGGGAGCAUUAUCAUUGAUGUCCAUUGAGAUGAACGAACAGAUAGCUUCUGAAGAGCAGAUUGUGAAGGGGUUGGUUGCUUUGUUGAAGAGUUCUAAUAGUCUCAGAUCAAUGGCUGCUUGUAACUCUAUUCUUGACCUUUCUACCACGUCGAUUGGACGAAAACAUCUUGUUGACUCGUUUGCCAUUGAGAAUCUAAUUCUUCGCUUCUUUCAGGACCCUAAAUCAUCUACUCCUAUGGUGUCUCUUCUUUCAGAUGGGAAGUGUACUGAAUGCCCCAAAAUUGUUUUCAACGACGAUAAGUUGUCAAUAUUGCUUGUGAAUGCUAUCAUAAUUCUUCUUAAUUCAUGCACUAUCGAACAGCUACAUAAGAUCCCAGUAACCCUCUCAAGGGUUUUGCUGUUGCAUUUAAAAAAUGUGUGGGAAGAAGUUCAUCAACUGGAGCUUUGUGGUAUCUCUGAAAAUUGCACACAGGAUGGAGUUUCUUACAUAAACAGUAUUCAGACGAACAAUCUGGCUGAAAGUGUUUUCAGGCUCUCCGUGGAUAUUAAUCCAUGUAGAGCACCUUCAGUUGGGUUUUUCAAUGCAGAAGAUACGAGUUUGGAAAAUUUUAUGUUGAACAUUUGGGAGUCAUCACCCUUUCUGUUAACAAACUCCAAGCUGAAAAAUAUAAUGAGUUCUUUUAUAGACUUCAGUAAAUUAAGGAAGUCGGUCCCUUCCUUUUUAUCCUCGAUGCUAAGAGGACUUAUUCAUUGUCCACCUAUUCCUUCAGACGAACAUGACAUUCUACAUUUCCUAGAUGAGGUAAGUAAUAGUUUAGGUUGUCCGAUUGUUCACCAAGAGGAUAUUCGUGUUGUCCAAACACAUGAUUCAGAAUCUGAGUUGCACUAUUUUCAAACACAAACAGAUAAUAUAAACUUUGAGUUCCCCAUUAUCUUUAGCAGUGCCGAUAUACUCAAGUGUGAGCAAGCAUACAAGGAAGGGUAUACAAUUGCUUUACGCGGUAUGGGGUUUCGUUAUACGAGCAUUGCUUCCGUUGCGGAUGAAGUGGCAUCUAUGUUUGGUCAACCUUCAAUAGGAGUAAACUUGUACCUGACACCUCCUGGCUGUCAGGGGUUGGCUUGUCACAGUGAUGAUCACUGUGUCUUUAUCUGCCAACUCGUUGGGGCAAAAACAUGGAAUAUUUUCUCCCCAGCUGGUAAUCGCCUACCUCGCUUGUACGAAGCUCUUGAGAAGAAGGAAAGAGGUAUAAUGGAUGCACACAAAGAAGUUUUGCUGAAAGAGGGUGAUAUUUUAUAUAUUCCGAGAGGCCACCCUCACGAGGCACGUACUAUCGGUUAUGGUGGAGGGUGUGACGCAUCCACUGGCUUUUCCUUGCAUCUAACUCUUUCUAUUGAAGUCGAGCCCCCAUUCGAGUGGGAAGGCUUUGCUCAUGUUGCCUUCUAUCAUUGGUGCAGGAGACAAAGUAUAACUCCAUAUAUACUUGCAGAUUCAGAAUCACUGGUUUUACAUAAGAUAUCAGCAAUCCUGAUUCAUAUUGCCGUGAAAUGUUUCGGUGAUACUGACCCAAUAUUUCGGAAGGCUUGUUUGGUUGGUGCACUUUCCCAUUCAUGUGAACAUACAGAUUGGCUCCUUGUUAACCAGAAGGAUAUUUUCAGCCACAUUAUUUGUAAAAUAAGAAGCGAGGCAACGUUUGUAGAUGUGUUGAAACUUGUGGAAGCCGCCAUUGAGAAACACGAAGAUCUCUUCUCUCAUUUCAAAUGGAUAAGGCAUUUGUUAAAGGGGGAACACGAAACGGACACCAACAGUAUUCAUUUAGUAGAUCCUAAUGAUGUUAUUUAUCAAAUUAGUCAACAAAACAGAGAAGUGGCAGAAGCUGUUUUUUACCAGGUAAAGUCAAACUUCUGCAAUGAAAUAGCAUUUGAGGAUGUGCAGCCGGUCUAUGUCACACUGCUUGAUGAUUAUAGGAAGGCGCGUAAGCAAUAUGCUAAUGGAAUGCUUUCUCUGCAUUUUGAUGGCCACUAAGAUGUUACAACCAUUUUUGGUGAAUGUGUCAGUGUUCUGUCAUGUAUUCCCUGGUCAUUGUAUGCAAAUGAAACUCUCGGAGGACAGGGGCAUUAUCGGAAGGAAAGUUCGAUACAUUUUGUUGCUUAUGUUACUGUUCUAGGUAGAGCAGACGGAAUGCUGCUAGUCAGCAAUCGGGUUUGAGUUUUCUUCAUGUAGGAGGAAAAACGGGCUUGGUAGUUGCUGACUUGCUGGUCAUGCCCACCACCAGUUUUUCAUUGCCAUUCAAGUUUUCCUGACCAUCGUUGUUUGUUGUUACAACACCUCAUGCAUGUUUGGUAUACUGAUUUUUAUGCUUAUAACAUACUUCGUACUUCCUACUUAAUUCGCCUUGUUGGUUUAAUUGACUGAGAAUGAAAAACUAUGUGCGAGUAUGAUUUUUUUGGUCUAAUGAAUGUAAAUG
Cuscuta epithymum is the source of this 2792-nucleotide messenger RNA. The record is from the annotation of a GenBank genome assembly. NCBI's taxonomy places the organism in Eukaryota, Viridiplantae, Streptophyta, Magnoliopsida, Solanales, Convolvulaceae.